Entrophospora sp. SA101 is the source of this 866-nucleotide messenger RNA. Lineage: Eukaryota; Fungi; Glomeromycota; Glomeromycetes; Entrophosporales; Entrophosporaceae. The record is from the annotation of a GenBank genome assembly.
UUUUUGAAAACUUCACAGACAGUAGAACAGGUGCCCCAAGCACAACUGAAGAUUUAAACACAAUUCACCAAACACCUUCCAAUGAAAUCACUACUCAACAUCCAACACACCCAACUCCUUCUGGUGAAAUUGUUCUACAUCCCUCACAAAAAUUUAUGCAAGUCAAACAAAAAUUUGAAUCCUACAUUCUGUAUCAAUACCCUUGUGUUCCAUGCUCUUUUUGCAGCAGGUUGCUUUAUCCUGAGAAAGCAAAAUGGACUCAAAAGAUUGAAAAUUUUGAAUGCCCAUUAAUUCAAGCAAACCUAAACCUAAGGCUCAUUGAAAAUCCAAAUCCACCAGAAAAUCAUAUAGCAGUGUGUAGUUCAUGUGCCUACUCUGAAUAUCAGUCAAUUGUUGGAACAUUUGGGUACUCAAAAAACAUUCGAUCAUUGACAUUGUAUUCUGGAAUGAUUGGUGCAAAUUGGUUAGCUGACAACAAUCCAUAUUUGAGAGAAUAUAAAAAUGCACUAGUGACAAAUUCCUCAGGAUCUGUAUCUUCAUUCCACACUGGAACACACUUACCAGAUGAUGAAACUGCUCCAGAGUUUCAAAAGAUGUUUUCUGGAAUUUAUCAAAUCUUUGCACCAUUUGGAGGAAUUAAUGUUAUUCUGAUAGGUGAUCUUGCUCAACUUCCCCCAAUAAAUGGACAUCCUGUAUACAAAUCUCCUAUUUGGAAAGUUUUCUACCCAAUUUUUCUUCGUCACUCUCAUCACCAACAAAAUGAUCCAUUUUUCUAUAAUGUCUUGCAAAAGAUAAGACUUGGAAACAAAACACCAUCUGUUUGGCAAUUUUUACAAGAAAAAGCUAAUCAAAUUUAUGAUAUCUGA